CGCCUGGUCGCUGACAGGACAGUGAGGCGAUCGGCAGUCGGGACUGUUCAUUUGUAAUUUCUCCCAGUCUAAGCAGUAAUUGUCAUCUGUAGACUAUUUUUUUUGGAAACAAAAUUGUGGGGUGGGGUGGGGUCUUCCAAGGCAGCGAUCUCCCCAGUGUUUUGUUUGACGUGUAUUCGGCUCAGUGAUUGACUUUACGGCGUGGAUUGGGAUUAAGAUGCACAGGGUGGUCAGUAUAUUGCUGAAGGUUAAGUUGGCCAUUCAUCAGUCCAGGGGCUUUGCAGCAGCACCGUGUGCGCUGUUAAGGAACCCCUAUGAGACUGAGUCUAGCAGCCAGAGCUUCACCAGCCUUGCGAGAAACUAUAAAAAUUUAGGAAUGGAACAAAAUAAGCAAUCUCGAGGUUUUAAUGAUCAGGAACUUUUGGAAGCAGAACUAAAAUAUUACAAAUCUAACUCACACAAGUACAGUAAACUCGAAGACUGGUUUAAAAAGAGGUUGGAAGCCAUGUGCAACAAAUAUGUUUCUAACAGUUACAGUCCUGUGAUACAAAUAAAUGACCUUGAGUACUUCGAAGAAGAUGGCUGCAUUUAUAGAAGACUUCAGAAUGGUGAUCAAGUUCCUGAAGUUGUGUUAUGCUUGGAUCGACUGCAUUUUCUUCAAACAAAGGAUACUCAAUUUCAACGUAUCAGAGUCUCACCAAACCAGAAGUAUUUGGCUUCAAGCAUACCUACUUUAUCGGAUGAGUCCACUUGUGUUGUGGUCAAGCUUGAUCCUAAACCAGAGGUGGUGCAUGUUUUGCCAAGAGCAUUUAGUUUUGAAUGGGGCACAGACAAUAGUCUGUUUUACACCAAUUUAGAGGAACUUCAAUCCCAUCAUGUUUUCAGGCUUCUACUGGAAGACACAAGAGCAAUAUCUGAGAUGGUUUACAAAGAAAAUGACCCAAGAUUUUUUGUGGAACUGACCUGCACCAAGGAUGGGAGAUUCAUCACUAUCAACAGUAACAGUAAGAAUAGCUCAGAGGUCUGGUUACUUGAUCGUUUGUAUGCGCUAGGUAGCCCUAAGAUUGUGCAAGAACGAGUCCCUGGAAUAAUUUACCAUGUGGAACAUUGGAGAAAUCAGCUGUACAUUCUGACCAAUUUUGGUGCAACAAAAGAAUACAGACUGAUGAAGGCACCAGUUUCUUCCCUUGAAAUGAAGAGCUGGCCGACUGUUUAUGCAGUAAAAGAAAGAACCAAGUUAAUCGAUAUGGAGCUGUUCAAGGAUCACUGCAUAAUGAUACUGAAGUGUUAUGGUCACUUAUAUCUACAUGUGUUUUCUCUCAAUGAACCAAAAACUGUUAAGUGCAUCCAGCUCCCAUCUUGGGCCUGUGCUGUCGAAUCUGAGGAUAACCUAAAGUGCAAGGCAAACAAAUUUUCCUUUCGGCUUUCCUCUCCAGUUCAGCCACCAGUGAGCCUUCUGUAUUCAAUAGAAGAUAAUGAGCUCUAUAUUCAAGAAGAUGAAUCUAAGUCGAUGAUUACAAGGGACUAUAAAGUGACUCGUUUAAAAGCACCAAGCAUGGAUGGUACUUUGAUACCCAUCACGGUUUUUCACAAAGAGAUAUUGAAUCAAAUGAACAAAAAACCUUUGUUGGUCCAUGUCUAUGGAGCUUAUGGCAUUGAUUUGAAUGUUGACUUUAAACCAGAGCAAAUGGUUCUAUUGGAAGAUGGCUGGAUUUUAGCAUAUUGCCAUGUUAGAGGAGGCGGAGAGUUAGGUUUAAGCUGGCACAAAGCAAGUCGAUUGGACAAAAAGUGCGUAGGCAUAGAUGACUUAGAGGCUUGUCUGCUUCACUUGCACACAAUGGGAUAUUCAACCCCAAGGCGAACUGCUCUCUCAGCAAACAGUGCAGGUGGAGUCCUAGCAGGAGGCUUGUGCAAUGUAUCACCUGAUUCCAUCAGAGCUGUUGUUCUACGAGCUCCUUUCCUUGAUGUUCUCAACACCAUGCUGAAUCCUUCAUUACCACUCACAAUUGAAGAGCAGGAAGAGUGGGGAGAUCCUUUAUCUGACCAAAAUCUUUUUAAAUGCAUUCAAGCCUAUUGUCCUUAUCAGAAUAUCAAGCCACAGAAAUACCCUUCUGUAUUCAUCACGGCCUAUCAGGAUGACAAGCGUGUGCCAUUGUCAGGGUUGCUAAGAUAUACAAGAAAACUGAGAAAUGCUGUGGCUGUUAAUGCAACAGAUGAAUUAUCAGCCGUCAUUUUGGAUAUUCAACCUGGGGGCGAUCACUUUGGUCCAUCUACUUGGGAAGAAUCAAUAGACGAAGUUGCCAGGCAUUACGCAUUUUUAUACAAGGAGCUAGAACUUGUGUAGAAACAUCCAUGAAUAACUGUUAUAGGUUUUCUAUACAGCUCACCAACAUGGUUGACAUGGUUUCAAUGAAAAAUUAUUCUUCAAAAUCACUGCAAUUGAAUUCUGUAUUUGUAGGAUUCAUUCUUUUGUACUGAUGAACUUUGAAUUUAAUAUUUAUUUCUGGUAGCCAACCCUGGAUGUUCAAUGAUCAAUUUAAAGUAUUUCAAACCAGCAGCAUUAUUUGUGUAUUGAGCAACAAUUAAGAUAUAACAUCAUUGCAAUGUUUUAAAUGCCAAUAAACCAUUUUUAUAA
Messenger RNA from Carcharodon carcharias (great white shark), 2635 nucleotides. RefSeq names its product prolyl endopeptidase like (gene prepl). The transcript has 14 exons. Gene Ontology annotation, biological process: proteolysis. Gene Ontology annotation, cellular component: Golgi apparatus; cytoskeleton. The record is from RefSeq and is a predicted model, not a curated record. Gene Ontology annotation, molecular function: serine-type endopeptidase activity. NCBI's taxonomy places the organism in Eukaryota, Metazoa, Chordata, Chondrichthyes, Lamniformes, Lamnidae. The coding region runs from base 218 to 2344 and encodes 708 amino acids.